AUCAGCUCCUGAUCAGAUCCAAAAGCCUGCAGGGUUUGCCAUUGCUGCUGAAGAAGACAUCAGCUUUGUUCAUCAAGAGAUUCCACCAUACCCGGCGAGAUGUCAGAGGCUUCAUUGCUCAGGUCAUCCUCCCAGUCCUCUUUGUGAUGGCUGCCAUGGGACUUGGGACACUGAGAACUAAGGAGACUGAAUAUCCUGAACUGCUGCUUUCCCCCUCUCUGUAUGGCACAUCUGACCAGGCAGACUUCUUUGGGAAUUUUAACAAAACCACAGAUGCUUUAGUAGCUUCAAUGCUUGCUUUCCCUGGAACGGACAACACAUGCAUGAAUGAAAGCAACUCGCAGUGUUUAACAGAGGACAUGCUUGGCCAGUGGAUUACCAGUGGAAACCAGAGAACUAAGUAUUCCGCCUGCAACUGCACAGAUGGCAUCCAGAUAUGUCCACAGAUGAACUACACUCCCCCUCACAGAAGGACCUUCUCCACGCGGACACUUUAUAACCUUACAGGGCACAACGUGGAGACCUACAUCCUGGCAACUACCAAAGACUUCCUGCAGAAAAGGUAUGGUGGCUGGAGCUUUGGUCUGCCUUUGACAACAGAUCUCCAGUUUGACAUCAGGCCUGUGCCCCCCAACAGGACAUUGACUAAGGUGUGGUACAAUCCUGAGGGUUAUCACAGCCUUCCUGCCUAUCUCAACAGCUUGAACAACUUCAUUCUCAGAGCUAACUUGCCAAAAAAUGAGACUUCCAGAUAUGGUAUUUUCUUAUCAGCUCACCCAUAUCCUGGAGGACAGAGUCAAGAACAAGUAAUGCUCAACAGCUUACUCGACAUCAUUGUUUCAAUGUCUGUUUUGGUUGGCUACUCUAUCACAACAGCAAGCUUUGUGCUCUACAUGGUCAAAGAACAUCAAACCAAAGCCAAACAACUGCAGCAUAUUUCAGGCAUUGGGAUGACAGCCUAUUGGGUGACUAACUUCGUUUAUGAUCUGGUACUUUUUAUGGUCCCUAUUGGACUUUCAAUAGGAGUCAUUUCAGCCUUCCAGAUCCCAGCUUUCUGCAACAACAGUAACUUACUGGCAGUAUUUCUUCUGCUGUUACUGUUUGGAUAUGCAUCAUUUUCAUGGAUGUACCUGCUGGCUGGGUUUUUCAAGGAAACAGGGAUGGCCUUCAUUGUUUAUGUCUGUGUCAACUUGUUCUUUGGCAUCAAUACCAUCAUUACUCACUCAGUUGUAUUUCUGCUCUCCCAGGAAAAGGCCACGGACCAGGGCUUGCGUGAUCUUGCUGAAAAUUUAAGGCAUGUGUUCCUCCUAUUCCCACAAUUUUGCUUUGGCUAUGGCUUGAUCGAACUGUCGCAGGAUCAGGCACUGCUGGGCUUCUUAAAAGCUUAUGGAGUGGACUACCCUGACAAAACUUUUGAGCUGGACAAGACCACAUCCAAGCUGCUUGCCAUGUUUAUCCAAGGCACUGUGUUUUUUGCCAUUCGUCUUACAGUUCACGACAGGAUGAUUCAGAGAGUCUGGAACAAUAUACUGGAGUUCCUGUUUGACAGGGUACAUGGCAAAGCAUCACUCCUGCCACUGGCAGCUGAAGAGGAUGGGGAUGUCCAGGCAGAGAGGACCCGGGUGGAGUCUGGCAAAGCUGACUUUGACGUGGUGCAGCUCCAGAAUCUCACCAAGAUCUACCACCUUCCUCACAAACGCAUCGUGGCUGUGAAAAACAUCAGCCUUUUCUUCCCCACAACCCAGUGCUUUGGCUUGCUUGGUGUGAAUGGAGCUGGAAAGACAACAAUCUUUAAGAUGCUGACGGGUGAUAUCGGAGCAUCCAGCGGAAGGCUGCGGGUCCAGGAUCAUUCUGGGUCCUUGAAUGAUAUUAGUGAGGCACACUGGUCGCUCUUUGGCUAUUGUCCUCAAGAAGAUGCCUUGGAUGACUUGCUGACAGUGGAAGAGCACAUGUAUUACUAUGCUAGGCUCCAUGGCAUCCCAGAGAGGGACAUCAAAGGAGUUGUACUCCAGCUCCUCUACCGGCUGAAUUUGAUGGCAUACAAGGACAGAGUCACCUCUAUGUGCAGUUAUGGCACCAACAGAAAAUUGUCAACUGCGCUAGCUCUCAUUGGAAAUCCAUCGAUUCUGCUGCUGGAUGAACCAAGCUCUGGAAUGGAUCCAAAUGCUAAGCGCCACCUUUGGAAAAUCAUCAGCGAGGAAGUGCAGAACAAAUGCUCAGUGAUACUCACAUCCCACAGUAUGGAAGAGUGUGAAGCCCUCUGUACCAGGCUAGCUAUCAUGGUGAAUGGGAGUUUCCAGUGCAUUGGCUCUUUGCAGCAUAUCAAGAGCAGAUUUGGAAGAGGUUUUACCGUGAAGAUGCACUUAAAUAGCAACACAGUGUGCACUGAGAUGCUGACAGAGUUCAUGAAGUCACACUUUCCAAAUACAUGCCUGAAGGAUCGGCAUUUCAACAUGGUGGAGUAUCACGUUCCAAUCUCUGCAGGAGGGGUAGCAAAUAUAUUUGAUCUCCUGGAAGGCAGCAAAGCAGCUUUCAAUAUCAGGCACUUCUCCGUGAGUCAAACGACGUUAGAGGAGGUUUUCAUCAACUUUGCUAAAGAUCAAGCAGAUCCUGACGGCGCGGAUGCAGGUCCUGAUGUGACACUGGAUAGCUCUGACACAAGUAGCCAAGCUAGUACCAUAAGCUCCAUCUAUUGA
Acanthisitta chloris (rifleman) is the source of this 2696-nucleotide messenger RNA. Its product is annotated as ATP-binding cassette sub-family A member 12-like. Gene Ontology annotation, biological process: transmembrane transport; lipid transport. Lineage: Eukaryota; Metazoa; Chordata; Aves; Passeriformes; Acanthisittidae. The record is from RefSeq and is a predicted model, not a curated record. Gene Ontology annotation, cellular component: membrane; intracellular membrane-bounded organelle. The transcript is spliced from 20 exons. Gene Ontology annotation, molecular function: ATP hydrolysis activity; lipid carrier activity; ATP binding. The annotation marks the transcript as partial.